GAUCAAGAUUGCUCAGCGGUGUCCCCUAGCGGCGAGCGUCCACAACAGGUGAGUUUGUUUACAAAAUUGCGUCGCAGCGACUGAAAGAGGCAGCCACAAUUAUCCAUCACCAUCGGCGACACCAUGGCACCUGAAAAGACGGACCCUGAUGACAGCGUGGUGAGCGAGGAGGGGGGGUCAACCACCGGAGGAGUCGAUGGAGGAGAAGGGGGGGAGCAUGACCCCUACUUUGAACCCGUGGUGACCUUGCCGGAAGUCUUUGUGGUCAGUGAUGAUGACCAGGAGGAGGAAAUGAUAAGACUGCGGUGUAAACUAUUCCGUUACCACACCUCCGAGUCGCCCCCAGAGUGGAAGGAGCGUGGAACAGGGGACAUUAAAAUCCUGAGGAACAAGCAGAAGAAGGCUCAAGUUCGGCUCGUGAUGAGGCAGGACAAGACUCUCAAGAUCCGCGCGAACCACUACAUCACCCCGUACAUGGAACUAAAACCUAAUUGUGGUAGUGAUCGUGCAUUUGUGUGGUCUGUGGUAGCUGACUUUGCUGACGAGGAACCCAAGCAGGAGCUGUUUGCUGCCCGCUUUGCUAAUGCUGAGAAUGCCCGUUUGUUUUGUGAGACGUUUGACAAAGCGAGAGGAAUAGCAACAGUAGCUGAGGUAAGGGCGAGGGAAGAGGAGGAGAGGAGGAAGACUGAGGAGGAAGACGAGGACGAGGAGGAGGAGGAGGAGGAAGAUAAGGAAGAUACUACUACUACUACUACUACUUCUACUACUACUACUACUACUACUACUACUACUACUACUGCUACUGCAAAAGAGAGUGAAGUUGUGGAGGAUUUUAAAGAGAUGUCUGUGAAAGAGUGAGAGAGAGAGAGGGAGUGAGUGAGAGAGAGAGAGAGAGAGAGAGAGAGGGAGGGAGA
This is a messenger RNA of Scylla paramamosain (green mud crab), 914 nucleotides long. RefSeq names its product ran-specific GTPase-activating protein-like. Gene Ontology annotation, biological process: nucleocytoplasmic transport. The transcript is spliced from 5 exons. Gene Ontology annotation, molecular function: GTPase activator activity. Bases 124 to 858 code for a protein of 244 amino acids. NCBI's taxonomy places the organism in Eukaryota, Metazoa, Arthropoda, Malacostraca, Decapoda, Portunidae. Gene Ontology annotation, cellular component: cytoplasm; nuclear pore. The record is from RefSeq and is a predicted model, not a curated record.